UUUUCAAAGUUCAGUCAAUUGUCAUUUCUCCGAGCCGGACAGGAAUUUUAUUCCAGGGCUAGUUAUUAAAAAAAAAUAGAAAAAUGUCUUUCCAACACACGAUUUACAAUGCAAUCUUCAAGAGAAGCUCCACUUUUGCCUUAGUUUGUAUCGGUUCCGCCUUCUUCUUUGAAAGAGGCCUGGAUUUGGCCUGCGACACAAUUUUCGAAAACGUCAACAAGGGGAAACUGUGGAAGGACAUUAAGGAUAAUUAUGCACAAUAAGCUUUUCCCACCAGGAGCAGUAGUGUUAUUUAAUUUAUAAUGUAUUACUUUUUGUAAAUAAAGGAAUUUGAAAAGA
Molecule: messenger RNA, 339 nt
Organism: Anthonomus grandis grandis
Lineage: Eukaryota; Metazoa; Arthropoda; Insecta; Coleoptera; Curculionidae
Product: cytochrome b-c1 complex subunit 9
Exons: 2
Coding region: 84-263 (59 amino acids)
Biological process (GO): mitochondrial electron transport, ubiquinol to cytochrome c
Source: RefSeq, a predicted model, not a curated record